This is a messenger RNA of Striga asiatica, 2612 nucleotides long. The record is from the annotation of a GenBank genome assembly. Lineage: Eukaryota; Viridiplantae; Streptophyta; Magnoliopsida; Lamiales; Orobanchaceae.
AGAGAGAAGGAGAGAUGAGAAAAGGGCUCCUUCAAUUUCUUCAAUCACGCACAUACACAAACAGAUAUAAAAGAAGCACUUUCUACUCUCUUUCUUCCUGUAAUCUUGUUCCUUAUUCUUUAGUUUUAUCACUUCCUCCUAAAAAACCCUUCUAUAACUAGAACAAAAAAUUCAAUCUUGAACUCACCACCUCUUUUCUUUAUCUAUGUUAUAAUCGUGGGUUUCGUAGAUUUUCAUUGACUGCGUAUUACACAACCUAUGAAUUUCGACCGACUUCCCAUCUGGGUUUGUCCUGCAUAUUAUCUCUAAGCCCCACUUCUUGAAAAAAAAAAAUGAAUCUUGGAGCGAAUCCCAUGUCUUUUAGUACUUCGAGCGUUUCUUGGAAGUCCGGCGAUGGAGUUUCUGAUCAAUUUCCUGCGGGUCUGAGGGUUCUUGUCGUGGAUGAUGACCCAACUUGUCUGAGAAUCUUGGAGAAGAUGCUUAAGAAUUGUUUUUAUGAAGUAACCAAAUGUAGUCGAGCUGAGAUUGCCUUGAAGUUGCUUAGGGACAACAAAGAUGGGUUUGACAUUGUUAUAAGCGAUGUACACAUGCCUGAUAUGGAUGGUUUCAAGCUUCUUGAGCACGUUGGACUCGAAAUGGACUUGCCCGUCAUCAUGAUGUCGGCUGAUGAUAGCAAAAAUGUGGUGAUGAAAGGAGUGACUCACGGUGCAUGUGACUAUCUCAUUAAACCUGUUCGCAUGGAAGCUCUGAAAAACAUAUGGCAACACGUGGUUCGCAAGAAGAAGUACGAAUGGAAGGAAAAGGAACAAGAACAGUCGGGAAGUGUGGAGGAUGGUGAAAGGCAGCCGAAGCAGGAAGAUGUGGAUUACUCUUCCUCGGCCAAUGAAGGGAAUAAUUGGAAAAGCUCCAAGAGAAGGAAGGAGGAUGAAGAAGGUGAAGAUAAGGAGGACACGUCUACUCUCAAGAAGCCGAGGGUCGUUUGGUCAGUCGAGCUUCACCAGCAAUUUGUAACGGCUGUCAAUCAACUCGGGAUAGACAAGGCCGUCCCCAAGAAAAUCCUCGAAUUAAUGAGUGUCCCGGGCCUCUCUCGAGAGAAUGUAGCCAGCCACCUACAGAAAUAUCGCCUUUACCUCAAAAGACUCAGCGGCCAGCACCAGAAUGGGCUCGGAAACUCAUACAUGGGCCCAACCGACCCAUCGUUCGGCCCACUAAAUCCACUCAACGUAAACGGGCUCGACUUCCACACCCUUGCCUCAAGCCCACUUCCAGUACAGAGCCUGGCCUCAAUCCAGGCAGCUUCUCUCAACCGUAACCCCACAAACAGAUUUCCCUUAUCAUCCCACAUCGACCAACGGAAUAUAUUCAGCUUUGAAAACCAGAGGAUAAACCACCCCAACGCACAAAUCCGGCCAGUGAAUUUACUCCACGGAGUCCCCACCAGCAUGGACUCGAGACAGCUGGCAUUUACGAACGUGAAUUUACCGAUAACCCCCCAACUGAGAACCCAAAUGCUGACUCAUCAUCAACCCGCUUUCUCACAGGCGAUUGCCACCACUGUCCCGGGUCUGAGUGGGCCCACUAAUUUCGUUGACUUUUCAAGAAGUCAACGCCCGAAUUUUCCGGUCAGUACCAAUACUUCUGCUGCUGCUGCUGCUGUGAAUAAUAUUAAUAAUAACAGUAAUAAUGGCUUUUCGCUGGUUGGCAAUCCGGGAAUUCCGAGCACGUCGAGUUAUGAAGUGUUUGGCAACGAGUGGGGAUUGUCGGGCUUUGACGGGCCUCACCAUGUUGGGCCUCAAGCCCGGAUUAAUGUUGGGCCAUCAGUUUUAGUUCAGCCAGGUUCUUCGAACGAGCAGAGUAGGGUCUCGUCUUUUGUUAACCGAGAAGGUUUUUCGGCAGCUGAGGGGCCCAGCAGUAGCAGCCAUAAUACGAAUCUUGUUCAUCCGAUUAAUAAUCCUCCGAUUAAUUCAUCGUCAGCUGAUAAUUCUUCUCGAAUGAAAUCUGAUAGGUUGGGUGACGUGGGCUUUCAGAAUGGGUUGUUUUCGGAUCAGUUAGGUCAGGAGGAUCUCAUGAGUGCACUUCUCAGGCAGCCAGAAGGAUUGAUGCCGAGCGAAAGUGAUUUCAGCUUUGAUGGAUACAGCUUGGAUGAUCUUCCUGUGUGACUGCCUUCUUUACUUUUAGACCCUCUUGUACAUAUUUGCAGUUAGAGCUGAAGUUUGCCCCAUUUACCAUCAAGCAACUUAAGACCUUAGGUUUCUUUUUUCCAUUUAGUUCUUGUUCUUUUUCUUCCCUUCUUUUUGGUUGCUUUAUCGGCUGGCUUUGAUUCUUUCAAAUACAAGAGAACACACGGAGGACAUCUUUCGAAUCCGACUUAUGAUUUGGAGGAAGUGGCGUGGCAUGGUACGCAAAGUGUACUUGCUUUUUCUAGAGUUAGUCGGUUAUUUAGGUUAAUCGAGCAAACUGUCGUUUUUUUUUAAUUCGGGAUUGAAGUCUACUACUCUACUUGGUAUAGCUACAGGUAGACCUGGGGGUACUUGUUUAAUUCAAAUAAGUGAGUUUCCUGUUCUUAUGCAGUACAGAUAUUUGAUUUUGCAAAGAUUGGAAUUGUGUGUUUU